GGCGAGAUGUGAUGGAAGGAGGAAGAAGGAGGAGGAAGAAGGGGGAGGAAGAACAAGGAGGAAGGAGGAGGAGGAAGAAGAGGGGGGGAAGAAGAAGGACGAAGAAGAAGGAGGAGGAAGGAGGAGAAAGGAGGAACGAGGAAGGAGGAGGAGGACGAAGGGGUGGAUAGCAAGAUGGGAUGGUGGGAUGGAUGGCGAGAUGGGAUGUCGAGAUGGAUGGCGAGAUGCGAUGGAAGAGAAAGGAGGAGGAAGGAGGAGGACGAAGAAGGAGGAAGAAGAAGGAGGAAGAAGGAGGAGGAAGAAGGAGGGGGGGGAAGAAGAAGGAGGAAGAAGGUGAGGAAGGAGGAGGAGGAAGGAGGAGGAAGAAGAAGAAGGAAGAAGGAGGAAGGAGGAGGAAGAAGAGGGAGGAAGGAGGAGGAGGACGAAGGGGUGGAUGGCAAGAUGGGAUGGUGGGAUGGGUGGCGAGAUGGGAUGGCGAGAUGCGAUGGAAGAGAAAGGAGGAGGAAGGAGGAGGAAGAAGGAGGAGGAAGAAGGAGGAAGAAGGAGGAGGAAGAAGGGGGGAGGAAGAAGGGGGGAGGGAGAAGAAGGAGGAAGAAGAAGGAGGAAGAAGAAGGAGGAAGAAGGAGGAGGAGGAAGGAGGAGGAAGAAGAAGAAGGAAGAAGGAGGAAGGAGGAGGAAGGAGGAGGACGACGAAGGGGUGGAUGGCAAGAUGGGAUAGUGGGAUAGGUGGCGAGAUGGGAUGGCGGGAUGGAUGGCGAGAUGCGAUGGAAGAGAAAGGAGAAGGAAGGAGGAGGAAGGAGGAGGAAGAAGGAGGAAAAAGGAGGAAGAAAAAGGACGAAGGAGGAGGAAGAAGGUGGAUGGCGAGAUGGGAUGGAUGGAUGGCAAAAUGUGAUGGAAGAAGGAAGAAGAAGGAGGCGGAAGAAGGAGGAGGAAGGAGGAGGACGAUGAAGAAGAAGAAGAAGAAGAAGAAGAAGAGAAGAGGAGAGGAGGGGGGGGAAGGAGGACGACCUUUGUUUUUUUUCCGUUCACCGUUCAUGACAACUUCCUAAGGUCGCCGAAGAUAUGCCCUGCCGCAAACAGCCAAAAGGCCGAAGAAGAUAAAGAUCGUCGUUAACU
Messenger RNA from Chara braunii, 1116 nucleotides. The record is from the annotation of a GenBank genome assembly. NCBI's taxonomy places the organism in Eukaryota, Viridiplantae, Streptophyta, Charophyceae, Charales, Characeae.